AUGAUGUGGAUCUUCAACAACGCGACGUUCUUCAACGAGUCAGGGUCGCAAAUCUACCAAGACACAAGUCGACCUCGAAAGCGAGUAUUUCCGGGUUCGGCGAGAGAUCCUGGACAAGUACAGGAUCCCGUUCGACGCAUCGCACUCGGAUCAGGACCCCGAGGACGGGCGAACAACAACACAAUGAAGGUCGCCAUGGUCUCGCACCUGCGCGUCGGCGGCCCCCAGGAUCGGCGAAAGUACAUUGACGGCUACUGGUUCAUGACGCCAUCAGAGAUCCCUGAAGCUGGCCAUGGCGUACGUGGCGUCGUUGGAAAGUGCUAUAUCCUGCCUUUUGUUGUCUAUUCGCGCGCAUAUCCGAAGGGGUAUUCUCCGCAGGACGUGUUUGUGUGCGAGAGUUCGUAUACACCCAGUGCUGCCGAAGGCAGCCCAGGUAUGCUCAAGCCCAUUUCCAACUGGGCCGCAGAGUUCAAGACCCCAAUGCUCCGGCCGCCGCCGUUCGUCCAGUACAUCCAGCCAUUGGUGCUGAAGAAGCAGACAGCAGACAAGUGGAAUGCACAGGCGAUGCUGCCACAUCCUGGGCUUACUAUGCUCAACCGCGAGGCUGUCGCACGCAUGCAAGCCCAGGCCCAGGCUCAGACCCUCGCCAAGCCUCAGACUCAACCGCAGCAGCAGAAGCAGCAGCAGCAAGCUGGCAGUCAGAUCGUUGCCCGUCCACCGACCUCAACUGUGCCAUCGCCUAGCCCUGCAUCGGCAGCGUUCAACCAGGCAAUGGGGCAACUCAACCAAAGACAUCAGCAGAAUCUCCACUUGGCACAGGGGCAGUUGGCGCAGCGUGAGGCUGCAAUCCGUCAACAGAUCAUGAGCAAGUUGACUGCAUCGCAGCAGCAGAACCCCAACUUUGUCGGCUCCAUCCACCACCAGGCACUGCUCAACCAGCAGACCCAGUUGACCCAGCAGGCGCAGGCUGCCUAUCUGUCACAGGUGCAGCAGCUCCAGCUCACAUUCAACCGCCAAGCCAGCGCAUUGAAGCAGCAGUUUGCCCAGAUGCAGCAGUCGCAGAUCCAGCCGAAUACUGCACCAUCAAUGUCACCCAUGGCGGGUGUGCAGAUGGCCAACUCGUCGCCAGGACUCGCUGCCAUGAGCCCUAAUUCGCUACAGGGUGGUAUCAAUUCGCCACUGGUGCGCCCAUCACAAGCGCCAGUGUCUGUGGGUAUGUCGAUGCCGAUAAGCAUGCCAGUGAGCAUGCCAGUGAGCAUGCCAAUGAGCAUGCCGAUGGCUAUGCCUGGCGGCAUGACUGUUCAACAGCAGCAGCAGAUGCAGAUGCAGAUGCAGCAGAUGGGCAUUUCAAUCCCUGCUGUCACUCAGCAGGCCCUGGCUGCGUCUUCGAUGUCAAUGCCCAUGCUAUCGCUGCCUGCCCGCCCGGGAUUCGCUGGAGCUAUGACUGCACCCCAGCAGGCAAACCUCAUCCAGCCACUCCAGUUCCAGCACGAACUGGCCAAGCUUACUGACAGCGUUGCUGGGACAGCAGCGUCUGGCAGCCUGCAGACCACUGCCCAGCAAAUGAAGCUCCCUCCUGGCGUCAAUGCCCAGGCAAUGAUGGCCGCCCUGAUCCAGCAACAGCUGCAACAGCAGCAGCAGCAGCAGCAGCAGCAACAACAACAACAACAGCAGCAGCAGCAGCAGCAGCAGCAACAGCAGGUUGCCGGCUCUUCUGCACAGUCCACUGCUGGAGGGACGCCGAAGCAGACCGCCACGCCGCUCUCUCCCGAGCUCGCCACCCAGCAAAGCCAAGCUGCGUUGGCACAAGCACAGGCACAAGCGCAGGCGCAGGCGCAGAGUCUGGCUGCCCAGGAGCACUGGAAAAAAAUCACCCGGGUCUUUGUCACACAUGGCAACGAGCGCAUCACCAAGAGCAUCGGCGUCCAGGUCGCUACUCCCAACGCCAGCAUGUUCCUCCACCUGUCGCUCGGGGAAAUGGAGUGUGCACAUGCCCUCCAGGUGCACUCGUCGGCAGCCUCUGUCCUCUUGCGGCCUGUCCCCGGCCCACUCAACAGCAACGGCAAAUUCAUCCUCGAAAUGUCCGUCAAUGGCCGCCGCGUCAUGCCACGCGUGUUCCCGGACAGCACUGCAGGCCUGGAUAACCCGGCACAUGCGGGUGGCAGUGACAGCGGCACAACCGAAGAGACGCCAUCGAUGUUCAGCGAAGAGAUGGACAAGGAUACGCAGCAGAGGAUCACCGCACUGGUCAAGAGCUCAAGCUACGCGUACGACGUCCCGCUUGUUACUGGUGUCAACGUCGUCAACAUGGAGGUGUCUGCUACAGAGUGGUGUCCGGAAUCGCUUGUCAGCGACCAGAGUGACCAGCAGGUGCCGCCGGCGCAGUCUAUUGACGGAUCUGCCGAUGCUGUCUCGCCUGCGCAAAAGAAGCCUGAGGUCAAGCAGUACUUCCUCUUUAUUACGCGCAGCUAA
Linderina pennispora is the source of this 2472-nucleotide messenger RNA. RefSeq lists its product as uncharacterized. Bases 1 to 2472 code for a protein of 823 amino acids. Lineage: Eukaryota; Fungi; Kickxellomycota; Kickxellomycetes; Kickxellales; Kickxellaceae. The record is from RefSeq and is a predicted model, not a curated record. The transcript has 3 exons.